GAAGGGCGAGGAGGCGCAGAGCUGGCUGGCGGCGGGAUGCAGCGGGUCACCCACCCGAGCUCCCAUGGCCUGCACGAGCGAUGCACGGCUGCAACUGGGCCGGGAAGCGUUGCAGGCGGCCCCCACGCUGCUGGUCCCCGCUGUGCUGCUGGGCGCGGCACUCGGCUUGGGCCUUGGCCUGUGGAUAAACUAUCGUUCCAGCCGCCUUCGCGCGCGGCUCCAGAAAGAUGACACACAACGUCUGCUCAGGAGUUCCCAGCCCACUGCACAGAGCCUGCCAGACACUGGCUCCCGGGUCAGGAGGCGCCAGAGAGAAACGACAACUUCCCGGGAUGAGGAUGCUCCUGAGGAAUGUGAGCCAUCCUUGAGCGGCAACAUCACAGCAUUUGCACUGAAAGCCAGGGUUGUCUAUCCCAUCAACCAGAAGUUCCGGCCUCUGGCUGAUGGAUCCUCCCACCCGUCGCUGCAUGAAAACCUGACACAGGCGGCAGCCAUCUUGCCCCACCUACCCCACCAGCCAGCAGAGGCCUCACCAGCCAGCAGCCUGGGCAGCCUGAGCCAGGCUGGCAAGGAGGAUGGCAGCUCCUCUUCCAGCAUGCACUCAGCCUACAGUGACGACAGGCUCCUCCACUGUGCCUUCCUCCGGGUGGGCAGCUUCCCUGAGGUGCUGGUCUGUGAGAGUGCGGAUAUUGACCUGUGUGUUUGCAGCCUCCACCUGAAAGACCUGCUUCAGGUAGACACAGCGCUGAGACAGGAGAAGCACCUGAUGUUCGUUCAGAUUCUUAAAUCGUGCCUCCUGGACCUUUUUCCUAAAAAGAAGCCUGAUGAUGAACUAUACCAAAAGAUCCUUUCAAAGCAAGAGCAUGAUUUGGAGGAGUUAGAAAAGGGAUUUCAGGCCAGAUUGGCAAACACGGACAUGUUGGGCACCGGUGACCCCGGCUACGUUUCCCUGGCAGAUGUGGAGAGGAAGGAGAGAGAGCUCUCGGAGCUGCUCAUGGACAAUAUGGGAGCUUUCUGGAAGCAGAUGGAAAGCAUCCAGCCCAUUCUUAUGGACCAGUUGAAAUGCUCCAGCUCCAAGGCACGGCAACUCAUGACGACUCUGACAGGAAGAAUGAUUGCUGCUGAAGGGCUGUUGUGUGAUUCUCAGGACCUGCAGGCCCUGGAUGCCCUGGAGAGAACAAUGGGUCGGGCCCACAUGGCAAGAAUGGUGGAGUUCUUGAGGACCCAGAUCCAAGAGGAGACCAAGUGCCGGCUGGCCGCCAUCUCCCGUGGUCUGGAGCUGCUGACUGUCCAGGGACAGCUGUCGGGGAAGCAGAAGGAGGAACUUCUGACCCAGCAGCACAAGGCCUUCUGGGAGGAGGCAGAGUGCUUUGGCAGGGAAUUCAUGCAGCGGGGCAAAGACCUGGUCCAAGCGUCUCUGGCUCACCAGGCGGAGGUGAUGGCGGAGCUCACACAAAUCCAGGAGGAAGAGCGGAGAAGUUUCCUGGCUGGUUCCCCGCUGACCUCGGACCCAGGGGAGUUCCUCAAGACUUUUCAUGAGGUCCUGGAGAGGCAGCGGCUGACACGGAGUAACCAGGAGGAGGAGGAGGACACCAGGAUCACUGAGGCCAUGGCUGCACUCUGCCAAGAGCUGUACUGUGGCACCAUGAAGACCUUCCAAAAGUUUGUGGACACUCUGUUCCUAAAGACGCUCCCAGAAGUGAGCAGUCUCCCUGUGGCAGAAUGUGAGGCCCUGAAGCAGCAGGUCCAGGAGCAGGCAGCAAAAGAGCUGGGGCAGGUGGACCGAUUUCGCAGACGGCAGUGGGAACUCCUGUGUGACCUCUCGGAACAGGACAGGCGGGUGUGGCUGGAGGAGUGUGCGCUGUCCACGGUGCUGCAGAGGCAGCUGCGGGAUCACCAGGAGAGCACCAUCCACCGGGUCCUGAGCCGAUUCAGUGGCCUCUCUGAAGAGUCCACACGAGGCAUCCUGCAGGGCCACGAGCUGCUGCUGUGCUCUGCUCUGCGCAGACUGGCCCUCCGAGGCACCACCAUCACUACCCUGGCUCAGAUGAGGCUGUCUGGGAAGAAGCGGCUUCUGCAGGAGCUGCGUGAGCAGCUGGCUCUGGAGCAGGGAGCGUCCCCAUGCCUGGAGGAGCAUCAGUGGCAGCUGCUCAGAGCCCUGGAGGCACGGAUCCUGGAGGAGGCGGCCAGACUGGAAGAUGAGGCGCAGCAGACAGGCCUGAGGCUCCAGCAGCAGCUGCUUGCAGAGGCACAGGAGGCAGGGCAGCUGCUACAGUUGCACUCAGAGCGGGCCGUCGGGCAGGCGUUGCUGGUGCAUGCACGGAACGUGGCCAGCAAGGGCCGGACCAGGGACAAGGAAGACUUCAAGAGGACCCUGGUGGAGACGGUGGUGGAGAGCGUGUAUGUGACCAGCACCAGUGUGAGCCACCUUGUGCAAGCAUAUUACCAGCGCCUUGGGAAGCUCCUGCAGGCCCACCAGGAACAAGUGCUACAGCGCCUGAAGACCCUGCAGGGUGAGAGAAUCAACACUUACAAGCUGUGGAAGAAGCAAGAAUUCGAUGACCCAUCAUCAGGGAGCCAGACACCAUCGGGCAGCCGGGCAGCAGAUACCCAUGGAGCUACCCAGACAGUGCAGCAGAGGAUGCUGUCCCAGCAGAAGAAGUUCCUGGGCCAGUUCACACAGCACCAGCAGGGCCGCCUGAACUCUCAGACGCAGAAGGCACAGGAGCUUGACCAGCUCGAAGCCCAGCUUGAGACCCAGCUGCAGGAAGCUGAGCAGAUCUUUAUCUCAGAGCUGGCAACACUGGCCCGAGUGCCCCUGACUGAAAGCAAGCCAUUCUCCAACAAGCGAGGACUGCCGGAAAAGCCGGUAAGGACCAAAAGAAAGAAGGCCCCACCUCGGGAGAGAGAGGACCUGGGGCCGCCCAACAAUGAUCACCCUGCCUUGGUGGACCAUACCACAGGACCACUCAGCGGCAGAAGGCCGGGUCAGCAGGACAGCGAGGCUGGCAAUGGCGAGAACUCAAGGAAGAUACUGCAGAAAAGAAGCAAUGUGUAGUGGAACCCUGCUGAGAUGGACCUGCCUUGCACAUCACUGCCUCCAUGGCUGGAGCCGUGUGGUAUGGGGGCGGAAGCAGGAGGCCAGCCUUGAGAGAGGGGAUGCCACCUGCCUUAGAAAGUGAAA
Peromyscus eremicus (cactus mouse) is the source of this 3184-nucleotide messenger RNA. It is a transcript of the gene Evc, whose product is annotated as EvC ciliary complex subunit 1. The transcript is spliced from 21 exons. Gene Ontology annotation, biological process: smoothened signaling pathway. NCBI's taxonomy places the organism in Eukaryota, Metazoa, Chordata, Mammalia, Rodentia, Cricetidae. The record is from RefSeq and is a predicted model, not a curated record. Bases 65 to 3058 code for a protein of 997 amino acids.